This is a messenger RNA of Lontra canadensis (Northern American river otter), 7325 nucleotides long. RefSeq names its product neuron navigator 1 (gene NAV1). Gene Ontology annotation, molecular function: ATP hydrolysis activity. NCBI's taxonomy places the organism in Eukaryota, Metazoa, Chordata, Mammalia, Carnivora, Mustelidae. The record is from RefSeq and is a predicted model, not a curated record. Gene Ontology annotation, cellular component: microtubule cytoskeleton; axon initial segment. Gene Ontology annotation, biological process: neurogenesis; nervous system development; microtubule bundle formation.
GACACUAGUCUUCACGGCUGCUUGCUAACCAUGAAUGGGAUGGCCAACGUGAACUCUGCCAGCCGCCCCCACUAUACCUCCUCCAUCCCUGUGCCUCGAGCUGCUUCCCAGACCAGGAUUCAUACCCCGGGCGCCUCUCCCCAGCUACGGCCACGCCAGGCCAGCCUGGCCCUGAGCCCCCAGCGUGCAGCCUCACCGAGACUGGGCAAGGCAGGAGGCCUUUCCAGAAACUCCUCUCCUAAGGCCUCCCGGGGGAGAGGCUCCCCGAAGUCUUCUGGGACGGUGAGAGAGUCAGUUGAGGGUGGCGAAGGCCUUUCCAGCUCCCCAUGGAGCAGUCCCAGGGCAACCCCCAAAGCAGCCCUCUCCAGCUGGGCUGGGUCCAGAAGAGUUGGAGAGACACAAGGCACCCAGGGAAAGAAGAAGGUGGCUCAAGAAGGGAUUCCAGUCCUCCAGAGCCGGGGCAGGAGCCCAUCCCGACCAAGCUCUCGCGGAGAAACUCAAAUACCAGGGGCUCCUGAAGGUCGAAGACCUCCUAACUACCCAGGAAAGGAUCAAAGAGAUACAAGCUACAGAAGUUCAGGGGUCCCCAGGUCUUUGGAGCCCGAUGCUGGGGCAGUGUCCGGGGCUUCCUCCCCGGGGUGCAGCCCUGUGCAGAGCAAACGCCCCUCCCCCACCCCGGGGGUCAUCAGCUUCGCCUCAGCCCACCAACAGAGUCAGCCAGUCACAGCCACAGUGGCCCCCUUCCAGUACAGGCUUCAGACAGACCAGGAGCCCGGCCCCCUCCCUCAGGCUGGCUGGGUCCUUGAUGGCUACUCCAGCUGCCCCGGUGGGACUGAGGAGUGCUUCUGCGCAGACGCGCGGAUCGUCCAUGCGCUCCUCGCGGGCAGAAUGCUGGGCAGCAGCGUCAAGAGCGUGCAGCCCGAGGUGGAGCUGAGCGGCGGCGGCGGGGACGAGGGCGCGGACGAGCCUCGGGGCGCGGGUAGGAAGGCAGCAGCGGCGGACGGCAGAGGCAUGCUGCCCAAGCGCGCCAAGGCGCCCGGCGGCGGUAGCGGCAUGGCCAAGGCCAGCGCGGCCGAGCUGAAGGUCUUCAAGUCUGGCAGCGUGGACAGCCGAGUCCCCGGCGGGCCUCCCACCUCCAACCUGCGCAAGCAGAAGUCGCUAACCAACCUCUCCUUCCUCACCGACUCGGAGAAAAAGCUGCAGCUCUAUGAGCCCGAGUGGAGCGACGAUAUGGCCAAGGCGCCCAAGGGCUUGGGCAAGGCGGGGUCCAAAGGCCGCGAAGCUCCGCUUAUGUCCAAGACGCUGUCCAAGUCGGAGCACUCGCUCUUCCAGGCAAAGGGCAGCCCGGCGGGCGGCGCCAAGACCCCCCUGGCUCCCCUUGCGCCCAGCCUGGGGAAGCCGAGCCGGAUCCCGCGCGGCCCCUACGCCGAGGUCAAGCCGCUCAGCAAGGCUCCUGAGGCAGCCGUGAGCGACGAUGGCAAGUCAGACGACGAGCUGCUCUCUAGCAAGGCCAAGGCGCAAAAGGGCUCCGGGCCCGUGCCCUCCGCCAAGGGCCAGGAGGAGCGCGCCUUCCUCAAGGUGGACCCCGAGCUCGUGGUGACCGUGCUGGGAGACCUGGAGCAGCUGCUCUUCAGCCAGAUGCUGGACCCAGAGUCCCAGAGAAAGAGGACAGUGCAGAAUGUCCUGGAUCUUCGACAGAACCUGGAAGAGACCAUGUCCAGUCUGCGAGGGUCCCAGGUGACUCACAGCUCCCUGGAGACGACGUGCUACGACAGUGAUGACGCCAACCCUCGCAGCGUGUCCAGCCUCUCCAGCCGCUCAUCCCCCCUCUCCUGGCGCUAUGGCCAGUCCAGCCCGCGGCUGCAGGCUGGGGACGCGCCCUCGGUGGGCGGCGGAUGCCGCUCGGAGGGGCCGCCGGCCUGGUACAUGCACGGGGAACGGGCCCACUACUCGCACACCAUGCCCAUGCGCAGCCCCAGCAAGCUCAGCCACAUCUCCCGCCUGGAGCUGGUCGAGUCCCUGGACUCGGACGAGGUGGACCUCAAGUCCGGCUACAUGAGCGACAGCGACCUCAUGGGCAAGACCAUGACGGAGGACGACGACAUCACUACCGGCUGGGAUGAAAGCAGCUCCAUUAGCAGUGGGCUCAGCGAUGCCUCAGACAACCUCAGCUCAGAAGAGUUCAAUGCCAGCUCCUCCCUCAACUCCCUCCCAACGACUCCCACUGCCUCUCGCAGGAACUCUACAAUAGUGCUCCGCACAGACUCAGAGAAGCGCUCACUGGCCGAAAGUGGGCUGAGCUGGUUUAGUGAGUCAGAGGAGAAGACCCCAAAAAAACUGGAAUACGACAGUGGUAGCCUGAAGAUGGAACCCGGGACUUCGAAGUGGCGGAGAGAGCGGCCCGAGAGCUGUGAUGAUUCAUCCAAGAUUGGAGAACUGAAAAAGCCUGUGAGCCUGGGACACCCUGGUUCCCUGAAGAAGGGCAAGACCCCGCCAGUGGCCGUCACGUCCCCCAUCACUCACACAGCCCAGAGCGCCCUCAAAGUCGCAGGCAAACCCGAAGGCAAAGCUACCGACAAGGGCAAACUUGCAGUGAAGAACACGGGGCUGCAGCGCUCCUCGUCAGACGCCGGCCGGGACCGCCUGAGCGAUGCUAAGAAGCCUCCCUCUGGCAUUGCCCGCCCCUCCACUUCUGGAUCUUUUGGCUACAAGAAGCCGCCUCCUGCCACAGGCACCGCCACCGUCAUGCAGACUGGUGGUUCAGCCACUCUCAGCAAAAUCCAGAAGUCCUCAGGCAUCCCUGUCAAGCCCGUGAACGGACGCAAGACCAGCCUAGAUGUGUCCAACAGUGCGGAGCCUGGGUUCCUGGCUCCUGGCGCCCGUUCCAACAUCCAGUACCGAAGCCUGCCCCGGCCAGCCAAGUCCAGUUCUAUGAGUGUGACCGGCGGCCGGGGUGGACCUCGCCCUGUUAGCAGCAGCAUUGACCCCAGCCUCCUCAGCACGAAGCAGGGAGGCCUUACCCCUUCCAGACUAAAGGAACCUUCCAAGGUGGCCAGUGGGCGGACCACUCCAGCCCCUGUCAAUCAGACGGAUCGGGAAAAGGAGAAAGCCAAAGCCAAGGCAGUGGCCUUGGACUCGGACAACAUCUCCCUGAAGAGCAUUGGCUCCCCAGAGAGUACUCCUAAGAACCAAGCCAGCCACCCUCCGGCCACCAAGUUGACAGAGCUGCCACCAACCCCUCUCAGGGCCACAGCUAAGAGCUUUGUCAAGCCACCCUCACUAGCCAACCUAGACAAGGUCAACUCCAACAGUCUGGAUCUGCCAUCAUCGAGUGAUGCCCACGCUUCCAAGGUCCCAGACCUGCAUCCCACAAGUUCAGCAAGCGGGAGCCCUCUUCCUUCUUGCUUCACCCCCAGUCCAGCACCCAUUCUCAAUAUUAACUCAGCCAGCUUCUCCCAGGGCCUGGAGCUGAUGAGUGGUUUCAGUGUCCCCAAAGAGACCCGCAUGUACCCCAAACUCUCAGGCCUGCACAGGAGCAUGGAGUCCCUCCAGAUGCCAAUGAGCCUGCCCAGUGCCUUCCCCAGCAGUACUCCUGGUCCCACCCCACCUGCCCCUGCCGCUGCACCCCCAGAGGAAGAAACAGAAGAGCUGGCCUGGAGCGGAAGCCCCAGAACUGGGCAGUUGGACAGUAAUCAGCGGGAUCGGAACACUCUUCCCAAGAAAGGGCUCAGGUACCAGCUUCAGUCCCAGGAGGAGACCAAGGAGAGGCGACACUCCCAUACCAUUGGUGGGCUGCCUGAAUCCGACGACCAGUCAGAGCUGCCUUCCCCCCCUGCACUCUCCAUGUCCUUGAGCGCAAAGGGCCAACUUACCAACAUAGUGAGUCCCACUGCGGCCACCACGCCAAGAAUCACCCGCUCCAACAGCAUCCCCACCCACGAGGCGGCCUUCGAGCUGUACAGCGGCUCCCAAAUGGGGAGCACCCUGUCCCUGGCCGAGAGACCCAAGGGGAUGAUUCGGUCAGGAUCCUUCCGAGACCCCACGGACGAUGUUCAUGGCUCAGUGCUGUCCCUGGCCUCCAGCGCCUCCUCCACUUACUCCUCAGCUGAGGAGAGGAUGCAAUCCGAGCAAAUCCGGAAGCUUCGUAGGGAACUGGAAUCAUCCCAGGAAAAAGUGGCCACCCUGACGUCUCAACUUUCCGCCAAUGCUAAUCUAGUGGCAGCUUUCGAGCAGAGCCUGGUGAAUAUGACAUCCCGCCUCCGGCACCUGGCGGAGACAGCAGAGGAGAAGGACACUGAGCUGCUGGAUUUACGAGAAACGAUAGACUUUCUGAAGAAGAAGAACUCUGAAGCACAGGCCGUCAUUCAGGGAGCCCUUAAUGCCUCAGAAACCACACCCAAAGAACUCCGGAUCAAGAGACAGAAUUCUUCGGACAGCAUCUCGAGCCUCAACAGCAUCACCAGCCAUUCCAGCAUUGGAAGCAGCAAGGAUGCUGAUGCAAAAAAGAAGAAAAAAAAGAGCUGGGUCUAUGAGCUUCGAAGUUCCUUCAACAAAGCCUUCAGCAUAAAAAAGGGACCCAAGUCCGCUUCCUCAUACUCUGACAUUGAGGAGAUAGCCACCCCGGACUCCUCCGCCCCGUCGUCCCCUAAACUACAGCAUGGCUCCACGGAAACCGCAUCGCCCUCCAUCAAGUCCUCCAACUCCUCCUCUGUGGGCGUAGAUGUCACCGAGGCCCCCGCUCACCCGGGCCCCCACACUAGGCUGUUCCAUGGCAACGAGGAGGAGGAGCCAGAGAAGAAGGAGGUGUCAGAACUGCGUUCCGAGCUGUGGGAGAAGGAGAUGAAGCUUACAGACAUCCGCUUGGAAGCCCUCAACUCCGCCCACCAGCUGGACCAGCUUCGGGAGACGAUGCACAAUAUGCAGCUGGAGGUGGACCUGCUGAAAGCCGAGAACGACCGGCUGAAGGUCGCCCCAGGCCCCUCUUCGGGCUCCACUCCAGGGCAGGUCCCCGGAUCUUCUGCGUUAGCCUCCCCUCGCCGCUCCCUGGGCCUUGCCCUCACCCAUUCCUCCAGCCCAAGUCUCACCGACACAGACCUGUCACCCAUGGAUGGCAUCAGCACCUGUGGUCCAAAGGAGGAAGUGACCCUUCGGGUGGUGGUACGGAUGCCCCCCCAGCACAUCAUCAAAGGGGACUUGAAACAGCAGGAAUUCUUCCUGGGCUGUAGCAAGGUCAGUGGAAAAGUGGACUGGAAGAUGCUAGACGAAGCUGUUUUCCAAGUGUUCAAGGACUACAUUUCUAAGAUGGACCCAGCCUCCACCCUGGGACUGAGCACCGAGUCCAUCCAUGGCUACAGCAUCAGCCACGUGAAGCGGGUGUUGGACGCGGAGCCUCCAGACAUGCCUCCCUGCCGCCGAGGUGUCAACAACAUAUCGGUCUCCCUCAAAGGUCUGAAGGAGAAGUGCGUGGACAGCCUGGUGUUCGAGACACUGGUCCCCAAGCCGAUGAUGCAGCACUACAUAAGCCUUCUGCUCAAGCACCGGCGCCUCGUCCUCUCGGGCCCCAGCGGCACGGGCAAGACCUACCUGACCAACCGGCUGGCCGAGUACUUGGUGGAACGCUCCGGCCGCGAGGUCACCGAGGGCAUCGUCAGCACCUUCAACAUGCACCAGCAGUCUUGCAAGGAUCUGCAACUGUAUCUCUCCAACCUGGCCAACCAGAUAGACCGGGAAACAGGAAUUGGGGACGUCCCGCUGGUGAUCCUGCUGGAUGACCUGAGUGAAGCGGGCUCCAUCAGUGAGCUGGUCAAUGGGGCCCUCACCUGCAAGUACCACAAAUGUCCUUAUAUCAUAGGUACCACGAAUCAGCCUGUAAAAAUGACACCUAAUCACGGCUUGCACUUGAGCUUCAGGAUGCUGACCUUCUCCAACAACGUGGAGCCAGCCAAUGGCUUCCUGGUUCGUUACCUGAGGAGGAAGCUGGUGGAGUCGGACAGCGACAUCAAUGCCAACAAGGAAGAACUGCUUCGGGUGCUCGACUGGGUGCCCAAGCUGUGGUACCAUCUCCACACCUUCCUUGAGAAGCACAGCACCUCAGACUUCCUCAUCGGCCCUUGCUUCUUUCUGUCCUGCCCCAUUGGCAUUGAGGACUUCCGGACCUGGUUCAUUGACCUGUGGAACAAUUCUAUCAUUCCCUACCUACAGGAAGGAGCAAAGGACGGGAUCAAGGUCCACGGACAGAAAGCCGCUUGGGAGGACCCAGUAGAGUGGGUCCGGGACACUCUUCCCUGGCCAUCAGCCCAACAAGACCAAUCGAAGCUGUACCACCUGCCCCCUCCCACUGUGGGCCCUCAUAGCAUUGCCUCACCUCCCGAGGAUAGGACGGUCAAAGACAGCACCCCAAGUUCUCUGGACUCAGACCCUCUGAUGGCCAUGCUGCUGAAACUUCAAGAAGCCGCCAGUUACAUUGAGUCUCCAGAUCGAGAAACCAUCCUGGACCCAAACCUCCAGGCCACGCUUUGAGGGUCUAGCGUCACUGUCACCCCAGAGAGCAGAAUGCUGGCAUCAGCGACGUUCUCUCCUCCUCUCCCCUCUCUUCUUCCAGAGCACUGGUUCUCCGGCCCAAGAGAACAGGAGGGGGAGGAGGAGGAAAGGAAGAGGGCAGGUUCUUGGUGCUGCACCUUGAUUGAGAACUUCCUAGUAAGGACUGGUGGGGUGGAGCUUGGAAACUUGUGUCCCCUAGAUACAUUUACUGGCCUCCUCUCAUGACUUUGGGGAAAAGAUGAUUCUGGGUCUUUUUUCCUUGAUUUCGUGUCUCAAUUACGGACUCCUAGGCUUUCUGGGGAGGGGUUCAGAAGACAUCAGAAAAUCCUGCAGCAGUUCCUAAGUGAUUCUCAUGAACAGCUCUGGGAGAGACAGCCCUGUGUGGGGACAUCUAAGGGAGGCGGAAGCUCCCCAGAAUUUCUCGCAGACCCUUCUGAGUUCCGUCACCACUGCCAAUAACUCUUUCCCCCAGAGAUCUGGCUGGAGCCCAGAAAAAGCAGCAUGUGGUUUAAAAAAUGUUUAAAUCAAUCUGUAAAAGAUAUUUAAAAAAAAAAAAAAGAAAGAAAAAGAAAACAUGACGCUGGAGAGAGGAAGCAGUUGCCAAGGUAGAGAGCGUGCUACCCAUCCCUGGAUGAUGUAGGGGACCACGACCAGAUGGCUGCCUAUCUUGGAAGUCACCAAACCACAACAAUAGCAUUCCAGCCUUCAGAGAAAGACUGCUAGCUCUGUCUUAUACCCUCUAAUUUAACAUGCAUGAGAGUCAAUAAACCCUACUUUCUUUUUUA